This is a messenger RNA of Macroventuria anomochaeta, 200 nucleotides long. RefSeq lists its product as uncharacterized. The record is from RefSeq and is a predicted model, not a curated record. NCBI's taxonomy places the organism in Eukaryota, Fungi, Ascomycota, Dothideomycetes, Pleosporales, Didymellaceae. Bases 6 to 161 code for a protein of 51 amino acids. The transcript has a single exon.
CCAAAAUGGCGGAAGACAAGGCGCUGGAGGAGCAGAGGAUUGCUGAAGAAGAGAGCGGCCCGCUGAUCAAGAAGGCGGUGCUGGGUAAGAAGAAGGAAGACGGCGAUGGCGUUGUUAAGAGGCCAGUCAUUGGUAUGAAGAGCAAGUUCAAGCGGAGGUGAUGCCUCGUUCUGGAUAGCUUUGGGUAGCUUGCUGAACCC